AACUCUUUUCUUUUCGUACAACCCUAGUCUCGCGUCAAGUUAGUUAUCUUGGCACCCGCCCGACUCGUUUACGCAUAACUCGGAAACGCUAAGUAGUCUCGAACCCUGAGCAAACCCCUCUUUGGGAUUCUCAGAUCUUUUCUUUCCCCAGCGAGCGAGCAUGGCUGCCUUGGAGCUGUCCGCCGUGUCGUCGCGUCUAACCGCCGUGGACGCUACCGGCAUCGUUCAGAAGACCACUACCCUCAACGCCAAACCCGCAUUCUUCGGGACUUCCGUUCGCCACACCGCUAACGCGCCAUGCCAGCGCCGCUCGCGAGCCGCGCGUGCCGAGGCUCCCUCCGAGGGCGCGAAGGCGGGCGUGGCGAGCCGGCCGGCCGUGUCGCAGGACGCAGACUUGGCGCUGCAGAGCCAGCGCGUGAGCAGCGGCAAGUCGCUCGUGGCGCCCACGCCCAAGGGGUUCGUGUCGCGGUACGGCGACAACGAGCCGCGCAAGGGCUGCGACAUUCUCGUCGAGGCGCUCGAGCGCGAGGGCGUCCGCACGCUCUUCGCGUACCCUGGCGGCGCGUCGCUGGAGAUUCACCAGGCGCUGACCCGGUCCGACAACAUCCGCACGAUCCUGUGCCGCCACGAGCAGGGCGAGGUGUUCGCCGCCGAGGGCUACGCCAAGGUGUCGGGGCGCGUGGGCGUGUGCAUCGCGACGUCGGGGCCCGGCGCGACGAAUCUGGUCACAGGGCUGGCGGACGCCAUGCUGGACUCGGUGCCGCUGGUGGCCAUCACGGGGCAGGUGCCGCGGCCGUUCAUCGGCACGGACGCGUUCCAGGAGACGCCGAUCGUGGAGGUGACGCGCUCCAUCACGAAGCACAACUACCUCGUCAUGGACGUCGACGACAUCCCGCGCAUCGUGCGUGAGGCGUUCUUCCUGGCGGCGUCCGGCCGGCCCGGGCCGGUGCUGAUCGACGUGCCCAAGGACAUCCAGCAGCAGCUCGCGGUGCCCUCCUGGACCCAGCCCAUGCGCCUCAACGCCUACCUCUCGCGCCUCCCGCCGCCGCCGCAGCGCGCGCAGGUCGACCAGAUCGUCCGCCUACUGCGCUCCGCCAAGCGCCCCGUGGUGUACCUAGGCGGCGGCUGCCUGCACGCGGCGGACGAGGUGCGCGAGUUCGCGCGGCUGGCGGGCGUGCCGGUGGUGUCGACGCUGAUGGGGCUGGGCGUGUACGACCAGUCGGCGCCCGACGCGCUGCACAUGCUCGGCAUGCACGGCACCGUGUACGCCAACUACGCCGUCGACUCCUCCGACCUGCUGCUGGCGUUCGGCGUGCGAUUCGAUGAUCGCGUCACCGGCAAGCUCGACGCAUUCGCGGCGCGCGCGUCGAUAGUGCACAUCGACAUCGACCCGGCGGAGAUUGGGAAGAACAAGGAGGCGCACGUGAGCAUGCACGCGGACGUGCUGCCGGCGCUGGCGCUGAUCAACGACGCCAUCAAGGAGGAGGCGGCGGCGGGCCGCCCGCUGCCGUCGUACGCCGAGUGGCGCGACGAGUGCAUGGCGCAGAAGGCGCAGUGGCCGCUCAAGUACCCGCAGGUGUCAGACGCCAUCCUCCCCCAGGAGGCCAUUGAGAUGCUGUACGACAUCACCAAGGGCGAGGCGGUGAUCGCCACCGGGGUGGGGCAGCACCAGAUGUGGGCGGCGCAGUUCUUCAAGUACACGCAGCCGCGCCGCUGGAUCACCUCGGGCGGCCUCGGCUCCAUGGGCUUCGGCCUGCCGUCCGCGCUGGGCGCCAUGGCGAGCAAACCGGACCUCCCGGUGAUUGACAUCGAUGGGGACGGGUCGUUCAUCAUGAACGUGCAGGAGCUCGCCACCAUCACCGCGGAGAAGCUGCCCGUGAAGAUCAUGAUCCUCAACAACCAGCACCUGGGCAUGGUGGUUCAGUGGGAGGACCGCUUCUACAAGGCGAACCACGCACACACGUUCCUGGGGCUGCCCGACAACGAGGAGGAGAUCUUCCCUGACUUCACCAAGUUCGCCGCUGCCUGCAAGGUGCCCGCGGAGCGAGUCACACGCAAGGCGGACCUGCGGGGCGCGCUGGAGCGCAUGCUGGCAGCGGAGGGGCCGUACCUGCUGGACAUCAUCGUGCCGCACCAAGAGCACGUGCUGCCCAUGAUCCCGGGCGGCCGGACGUUCAAGGAUAUUAUCACGGAGGGAGAUGGCCGGCAAGAGUAUUAAUGGAGGGGAUGGUGGGGGGCCAGUAGGGUACACUCUAUACGAGCCCCAGCUGAGGGAGAUGUUGGGCUUGGGUUAAGGGUGUCUUUUGGGUUGCUUGCUUGUGUGUUUGUUCCUUCUGCUUAGGGAUGUAUGCUUGUUGAAUUUGCGCUGUAGAUCUUGUCCAUUAUUUCAGACGUUACGUGCACGCACCACGUAAGGAAUGAGUAAUUCCUUACUGAGACUUGCUACAGGGCGUACGAUUCGAACAGUCCCGAACCAUCGCCAGGGUUCCAGACCUUUCAGUUCGAGCCUCCUGGGCCUUUCCGGACCUUGCUACAACACAUCGAGACCCUUCGAUACCUU
This is a messenger RNA of Closterium sp. NIES-67, 2560 nucleotides long. The record is from the annotation of a GenBank genome assembly. NCBI's taxonomy places the organism in Eukaryota, Viridiplantae, Streptophyta, Zygnematophyceae, Desmidiales, Closteriaceae.